This is a messenger RNA of Bactrocera tryoni, 2508 nucleotides long. Its product is annotated as probable cytochrome P450 313a4. NCBI's taxonomy places the organism in Eukaryota, Metazoa, Arthropoda, Insecta, Diptera, Tephritidae. Bases 939 to 2465 code for a protein of 508 amino acids. The transcript is spliced from 8 exons. The record is from RefSeq and is a predicted model, not a curated record. Gene Ontology annotation, molecular function: heme binding; iron ion binding; monooxygenase activity.
UAAAAAACUGCCCUUAGAACUUCUCAUUCUAUAUACAUACAUUGUAACAUAGUUUACGUACAUUAAAAAUUUGAAGCUAGAUGUUUAGUUCUAUUAGUGAAAUGGAUAUGUAAGUAUAGGAGAAUGUGUAGAGAGUAGUAAAAACCCCAAACUAAGGUUUCGUUUAUUAUAACUAAAUACAUUGCGCAUUUAGUCAUUCAUUUAGCAAACUUUUAAGCAGUAAGAAUGUGGUUUUGUAAAAUACUAUUAUUAGCUUACAUGCAACUAGUCCCUAUUAAGUAAGCAUACGUAUUUAUAUAGUAUUCAUAAUACAUACUCACUUGCUAUGAAUAUUUCAAGAGGUCAAUGUAUUGUAAUUAAUUAUGACGUAUAAAGUAAUUCUCUUGUAUGUCAAUUGCAAAUUCAUGUUACGUUAAAAACGAUUAUAAAUUUUUAAUAUGGAAUAAAAUUACAUGUCUUUAGAAGCAUUACUGCUGUUAUUGCCAUUAUCAAAUACAUUUACAUACAUAAAUGUUUCUGUUAAUAAUAAGUUCAAAGAGCGCGUUGACCGCCAUUACUUGGGUGACAAUAAAUUUCAUUCUACUUGCGUCUGCGUAUGAUAUAAGAAUGUUGGGACUACUUACGUCCGAUUAUUUUUGUAUAUUUCGUAAUAGUGCUUUAAAAUAUCUAGUCAUUUGCCCUUUGUAUCAACAUAUACACACGUAUGCAUAUUUACCUGUACAUACACAUUAUAUAGCACUGUUCUUACAUACAUACCUACAUACAUAUGCUGUAUUAAAAAAUUACAAAAAUAAAUUAAUGACAGUAAAACCAUUAACUACUGCAAAAUAGCCAGAAAAUGUUGGUUUUACUUAUGUAUAUGGGAACUCAUAUAAAACAAUGUAGACUGUCUUAUUAAAGUUAGUUUCAUCGAAAAUUUAUACUAAUUACAUUCGAAAAUGUCUCCAAGUACGGAAAAUUAUGAUAAUUGUUACUGUGUGCAAUUGCGUUAUACAUUUGGAAUCGUGUGUUUAAUUUUAACUUCAUAUUUUUAUAUUUAUGCUAAACGUAAACAAUUCAAAAAUAUCACAACAAAGAUACCAACAGUUUUUGGACUACCAUUUAUUGGAAUAGCAUAUAAGUUGGUACCUAUCAAAAGAUUUUUGUACAUAAUUAGUUCAUAUUUCGAAGAAUUCAAUACAUCAACAUAUUGCGCGUGGUUGGGUACGUAUCCAGUAAUUGUCACUAUAGACCCAGAUAUCAUCAAAACUGUUACAUCAUCAACGGAGUUUCUGAACAAAGCGGAAGUAUUAUAUAAUCCCAUUAAUAAGGCUAUACCGAAGGGAAUAAUUUCAAGCGAAGUUAGUACAUGGAAACACAAUCGCAAAUUAAUUAACGGCUAUUUCAAUCAUAAGUUACUGAUGAGCCUUUUUCCCCUUUUUAACCGAGGUGCGAAUACUAGCGUUAAACGGUUAAGUAAACUUUCAAAUGGUGGCGAACAUAAGCUAUUUGAUCUCAUUAAACGUGUCACUCUGGAGAUAUCCAUAGAAGCCACUAUGGGCGUUGACAUGAGAGAAGGUGCCAGUGAAAAUUAUGAGCUUAUCGAUUUAUUUACUGUCUUAAUGGAGAGAAUUGCCGAAGAUGCUGCGUGUUCUACAUUGGGGCUCGGUUUCUUAGCGCGCACACCCGAUUAUUACAAGUCGCGCCGUUCCUUGCGAAAUUUUAUGAAUAAGUUAAUAGAAGAGCGUACGAACAACAAUAAUAUGCCUAAAGUUGAAGAAUGGCAGUAUGAUGAAGAAACCAUGAGCUCAUUUUUAGAUAUUGCACUAAAUUAUUGCGAUAAUGGCAAAUUUGAAAAGGAAGACGUUAUCAUAGAAUCUAUCAGCUUGAUUGGUGCGUCGUUUGAAACAGUUGCCACUGCAAUUUAUUCGGGCUUAGUAAUGUUGUCUAUGCAUAUGGAUGUUCAAGAGAAACUUUUUCAAGAAAUAAAUUCGAUAUGGUCAGAAAAUGACAUACAAGUUACUUACGAUCAUCUGAAAGAAGUUCCUUACCUAGAUAUGGUUGUUGCGGAAACGCUACGACUUAUGCCAUCAAUACCAAUAGUCGGACGUCAAACUAUACAUCAAACGAAAUUAACGUCAGAUUUAAUUUUGCCACCAAAAAUGCAAGUGAUAGUACCAAUAUUUACUUUACAUCGUGCGAAAACUUGGUGGGGACCAAAAGCACACCUCUUCAAUCCCGACAAUUUUCUGCCCGAAAACAUAGCCAAACGAAAUCCAUAUGUCUAUAUGCCAUUUUCAAAAGGCGCCCGAAACUGCAUUGGCUGGCGUUAUGCUGAGAUCGCAGUAAGGAUUUUGCUUAUAGUGCUCGUCCAGAACUUCAAAUUCUCCACAGAAUUCAAAUAUGAAGAUCUACAUUUCGUCGACCACGUAAGCUUGUGGUAUGACGUUGAACCAAAUAUAAGAGUUGAAUUGAGAAAAUUAUGAAGCAUCAUGGAAAUUUAAAUUAAAUUAUUAAACUACUACGAAA